AUGUCGACAACAAGAGAUUGGUUACGGAGGAAUUUUGGCUCUGAGAGCAAAAUCAGCGAACAUCGAUGGGACUUCAAUAAUAUCAACAACUGGAAACUGGAAAAGGUCCUCUGCAUAUAUGCUGUCGCUUCGAAAAAACUCCUUAUAACCUUGCAAUGGGGUCCUGGAGGAUACAACGCCGGAGGGGGAGGAAGGGAUUCUGCAGUCAAUAACAAUGACAGUGCGGGUGGAGGGGGAGGAGGUGGACACUUUUCUGGUGAUGGGGGAGGGGAUGGUGGAACUGGUUGUACCAACAAAGAAGGAACAGCUUCAACUGUUAUUGGCACUUACACCGGGGGUGGAGGAGUGGCGAGAUGCCCAGGGGGUGAUGGUGGGGACGGAGGUCAGCAAGGCCAGCCUGUUCAGGGUAAAUAUGUGAGUGCUUAUGGCGGAACAUCUGGGACUGAGAGCAGAGGAGGAGAGGGAGGUCAACAUUUAACCGAUCCCCUCACAGACUUCACCAAGCGACAGGGCUACAGUGGGGGAGGGGGUGGUAGAGGCGGUUCUGCUAUUAACGAUGAUCACAACCCAGGGGGGAGGGGAGGAAAUGGAGGUGGUCUGGUGUAUCUCCUAGUAGGAGAACUGACCCUUGAUGGAAAAAUUGAAUCGAAAGGACAAUCAGGGGAAUGCCUAAACAUGAAGGCACACAGAUCUGCUCCCGGGGACAGUGGUGCAGGUGGAAACGUAGUCAUCAUAACUAAAUCAUUAAAUGGCAAUCCGAACAACAAAAUUGAAGUCGAAGGUGGUAUCCCUGUGGAUUGUGCUUUUGGAACUGGAGGAGGUAAGCUAAAUCCCCUUUCAACCCCACCCCAUUAUUAA
Stylophora pistillata is the source of this 858-nucleotide messenger RNA. RefSeq lists its product as uncharacterized. Lineage: Eukaryota; Metazoa; Cnidaria; Anthozoa; Scleractinia; Pocilloporidae. The record is from RefSeq and is a predicted model, not a curated record.